Molecule: messenger RNA, 1302 nt
Organism: Chrysochloris asiatica (Cape golden mole)
Lineage: Eukaryota; Metazoa; Chordata; Mammalia; Afrosoricida; Chrysochloridae
Product: protein FAM86A-like
Exons: 9
Coding region: 1-1302 (433 amino acids)
Source: RefSeq, a predicted model, not a curated record
AUGGCGCUGGAGGAGAGCGUGCGGGUCGAGCCCCUCCUACAGAGCUUCGAGCGCCGCUUCCUGGCUGCGCGCGCGCUGCGUUCCUUCCCUUGGCAGAGCUUAGAAGAGAAGUUAAGGGAUUCGUCAGAGCCUCAACUGCUUCUGGAUAUUUUGCAGAAGACUGUGAAGCACCCCCUGUGUGUGGAGCACCCCCCAUCAGCAAAGUUCACACGCUGCUUUCUCUCAGAGCUCAUCAAGAAGCACGAGGCUGUCCACGUGGAACCCUUGGACGAGCUGUACCAGGCGUUGGCGGAGGUCUUGACCACUGAGGACUCUACCCAGUGCCACCGGAGCUAUUUGCUGCCCUCUGGAGAGCCGGUCACCCUCUCCGAGAGCACAGCCAUUGUGUCCCACGGCACUACAGGCCUGGUCACCUGGAAUGCUGCCCUCUACCUCGCUGAGUGGGCCGUGGAAAACCCGGCAGUUUUCACUGACAGGACCGUCCUGGAGCUCGGCAGUGGAGCCGGCCUCACAGGCUUGGCCAUCUGCAAGGCAUGCCGCCCCAGGGCGUACAUCUUCAGCGAUUGUCACAGCCGGGUCCUGGAGCAGCUCCGCGGGAACAUCCUUCUGAACGGCCUGUCUAUAGAGCCCGAUGCCACGACCCUUCACCAGCACCCAGAGAACACCACACUGGACUUGGAGAAGCCCACUGUGGCUGUGGCCCAGCUGGACUGGGACCUGGCCUCAGCCUCACAGCUCUCAGCCUUCCAGCCAGAUGUCAUCAUUGCAGCAGAUGUGCUAUACUGCCCAGAGACUGUCCUCUCCCUGAUCGGGGUGCUGCAGAUGCUCUCAGGGUGCCACAAGGACUCUGAGGUUCUAGACGCCUACGUGGCCUUCACCAUGCGGAACCCGGACACUUGCCAACUGUUCACAGCCGGGCUAGGCCGGGCAGGGGUCCCAUGGGAAACGGUGCCUCGCCACAACCAGAAGUUGUUUCCUUAUGACGAGCCCUCAGAGAUGGCCAUCCUGAAGCUAAGGCUCAGUACAAAUACCAAGUAUGCCUGUCCCCAGCCCGAGUACCUGCUCACACCAGCACACCUGUACAACAGCAAGGCAGCCGAGCAGGAGCCAGAUGUCAGGAGACGGCUAGAGGAGGAAGGGGGAGAGCAGCAGGCAGAGCUCAAGAACUACAGAACAAGGGAAGGAAGGAAGGAGGCCUCGGUUGUGUUCUGUAGUCUCCGCUUCCUGCCACUAGGUGGUGCUGUUUAUACAGCUGCCAAGGCGUCAGCCUGGGGGUCUCCAGGGGGGAUGGAGCCACGUUGA